This is a messenger RNA of Brassica napus (rape), 2802 nucleotides long. RefSeq names its product MLO-like protein 7. Gene Ontology annotation, cellular component: membrane. The transcript is spliced from 14 exons. The record is from RefSeq and is a predicted model, not a curated record. Bases 667 to 2283 code for a protein of 538 amino acids. Gene Ontology annotation, biological process: defense response. Lineage: Eukaryota; Viridiplantae; Streptophyta; Magnoliopsida; Brassicales; Brassicaceae.
AUUAAAAUAAGAUAUAAUAAUAUUAUAGUAAUAAGAUACUUAGUGGCUAUUUUACCAUUGGAGCUAACAAUUUUGGUAUAGUUUCUUAACUUAAAUUUUAUUAGAACAAAAUAGUAUUAUAUUAAUGAGAUAUAUAGUGAAUAUCUUCCUAAAAAGGUUAUUCUAAUUCUUUGGUGGUCAGACCUUUGAUCACAUUGCUCUUGAAUUGUUUCUCAUUUGAGGACUUUUGAUUUUAUCUGAUUAUGCAAUUUCAGUUUAAAUUAAUCCGAAUGGAUUCGAGUCUCUAUAGCUCAAUAAAACUAAAAUGGGUUUCUCGUUAUAUUGGUUGGUUAAUUCAUAGUUCUAUACAAUUCUCAGUUGAAUAUUGCAUAGUAACUUCCACUAAUUAAAUGGGAUAAGUUACAAAACUAAACUACACACUUGUUUCUUCGUCAACACUGAGCUGUUUAAUUUUCUGAUUCAUGAUAUUUAACGUUUUAAAUGACCAAAGAAUAUAUAAAACACAUAUACGUGUACUGUGGUUAUUAACCUCACAAUAAAUACAACUUCAGUUGUACAGAAAAGUACUAACAUAAGUUUUUUAAACUCUACAUUAGUUUUUUUCUUUUUGAAACUUAAACUCUACGUUAGUUGUGUCUUCCUUCUUUCUACCUCUCCUUUUCACUCAUGAUCACAACAAGCAAGAGUCAGAGAUAUUUGUUACGGUUUCUUGUGCUCCACGGUGGAGCUACGGCCGCGGCAGCUCCCUCCAGCGAGAAAACGCUCUCUCAGACACCCACUUGGGCCGUUGCGGUCGUCUGCACAUUUCUCAUCAUCAUUUCCCAUCUCCUUGAGAAGGGUCUUCAUAGACUCGGCAAUUGGUUAUGGAAAAAGCAGAAAAACUCUCUGCUUGAAGCCUUAGAGAAAAUCAAAGCUGAGCUGAUGAUUCUUGGAUUCAUUUCUUUAUUACUCACCUUUGGAGAAACAUACAUUCUCAAGAUCUGUGUUCCUUCGAAAGCUGCUCUCUCUAUGUUACCAUGUCCAUCUGAAAAGACGAACACUCUGGCUCCGUCUCUUAGCAAACAUCUUUUGGCUGCUGGUGAUUUAUCUGUGAACUGCAAAAAUGGAUCUGAGCCACUAAUAACUUUGAAAGGGUUGCACCAACUUCACAUCUUGUUGUUCUUCUUGGCCAUUUUUCAUGUUCUUUAUAGUUUAAUAACCAUGAUGCUUAGUAGGCUUCAGAUUCGUGGAUGGAAAAAGUGGGAGCAAGAGACAUUAUCUCAUGAUUAUGAGUUUUCUGUUGAUCAAACAAGACUUAGGCUCACUCAUGAGACUUCUUUUGUGAAAUUACAUACAAGUUUCUGGACAGCAAUUCCUUUCUUCUUUUACGUCGGGUGCUUCUUCAGGCAGUUCUUUGUAUCUGUGGGAAGAACAGAUUACUUGACCCUGCGCCACGGAUUCAUCUCUGCUCAUUUAGCUCCGGGAAUAAAGUUCAACUUCCAGAGAUAUAUCAAAAGAUCUCUCGAGGAUGAUUUCAAGUUAGUAGUUGGAAUAAGUCCAGUUCUUUGGGCAUCAUUUGUGAUAUUCUUGUUGUUUAAUGUUAAUGGAUGGAGAACAUUGUUUUGGGCAUCAAUACCUCCAGUGCUAAUAAUUUUAGCUGUUGGAACAAAGCUUCAAGCGAUUUUGGCAACAAUGGCGCUAGAAAUCGUAGAGACACAUGUAGUAGUACAAGGGAUGCCUCUAGUGCAAGGUUCAGAUCGAUACUUUUGGUUGGAUUGCCCUCAACUGCUUCUUCAUCUUAUUCACUUUUCCUUGUUUCAGAAUGCUUUCCAGAUAACACACUUCUUCUGGAUAUGGUAUUCUUUUGGAUUAAAAUCAUGCUUCCAUAAAGAUUUCAACCUUGUUGUCAUAAAACUCUUUUUAUGCCUAGGGGCUUUGAUCUUAUGCAGCUACAUCACUCUCCCGUUGUACGCUCUGGUGACUCAGAUGGGUUCACACAUGAAGAAAGCAGCGUUUGAUGAACAAAUGGCAAAGGCAUUGAAGAAGUGGCACAAAAAUAUCAAAAUGAAGAAAGGAAAAGCAAAGAAACUCCUGAGCAAAACACUUGGUGGUUCGGGGAGUUUCAGCAUCUCCCCCUCUUCCUCUGGAACCACUCUACAUCGUUCCAAAACCACUGGUCACUCUUCUAACGCCAUAUACUACAAACAAGAAGAAGAACACGACGAGAUGUCUGAUCUUGAAGCUGGUGCAGAGGAUGCCACUGAAAGGUUUCAAGAGCAGCAUAAGCCAUUCCACCAUUCUUAGCUGUUUUUAGUGUACUCUUAUUACUUAAAGGUUGAGAUGUUGUGAGAAAACAAUGUUUCUACUGAUUAGCCAACAAUAGACUUAUUUAUAUUAACUUAAUCUACAGACGAAAGAUUAUAUUUAACCUUAACAUUGUAUAGUUUGACCAUUUUGCACGGUAUACCAAACACUUGAAGCUCGAGUCCAUACUGUUAUGGUUUUCUUAACUGAUCUCUUGACAUCUUGUUUCUUAGUUCAUAGCAUAUGUAUUAAAAUGUGAUAUGUAAUGAACUUUCCUCAUUUAACUUUGAUAAAGCAACUUAAACUGAACUACACAUGGUUCUCAGGAUUCUUUAACUAAAUACUGCUAGUAAUCAAGAAGCAGGUGUCAAAGUUUAUGUUACGGUUUCUGAUGGUUCACGGAGGAGCGAGCACUUUCAAUAUAAGACAUCAUUUCUGCUUCCACUCGUUACACAGCCAUUUGCAAACCUUCAUAUGAAUGCUUCAAAAAAAAAACAUUAAUAAUAAUACAAUCCCCUA